Striga asiatica is the source of this 456-nucleotide messenger RNA. Lineage: Eukaryota; Viridiplantae; Streptophyta; Magnoliopsida; Lamiales; Orobanchaceae. The record is from the annotation of a GenBank genome assembly.
AUGGCGAAGAGUCGGAAAUGGAGUUGGUCGUGGCAGGCUGCUGCUCCUUCAUCUCCACGUCCUGAGCCAUCGUUGCCAAAGCCUUCUAGAACACCAACCCAUGAACUCGAUCACUUCAUAAUCCCACGCGCAAAGGAUGUCAUCUACCUAUAUACGCCAAUUCCUUCGCGACCCCAAUGUGGUCCCCAGCUAUUUAGUACCUCACAGUAUGGCUCGUUGCUCAUAGAACCAAAUCCCGUAAGAACACAUGUGCGUAACGAGAGAGCACCGUCUUCGUCAUACAGAGUAUCUGCGGGCAACAACUCAUCCGCCCCGAGCUCAGCAAGGCCCGCUCUGAACAUUAUAGACGCGAGGAGUGGACAGCGUCGGAUCCGCGUCUCAGGGAGUCAUGGUCGGUGUUUUCGACUUCUGUGUCAAAUUCAUCCGCGCCAGUACCUUGUGAAAUCUUCACUAUAG